Molecule: messenger RNA, 1872 nt
Organism: Schistosoma margrebowiei
Lineage: Eukaryota; Metazoa; Platyhelminthes; Trematoda; Strigeidida; Schistosomatidae
Source: the annotation of a GenBank genome assembly
GAUGACCUUGGACCGGUUUAAAACUAUAAGCUCCUUUGAAUCCAAGUUGGGUUUUUCUAAGCACCUUAAGUUUUUCAUCUGUCUCGAAACUGAAAUAACGUGUUACCAGUUUUGCACUUCUGGAUACAGAUGAGCCUACCGUAAAUUUGCCUGUGGGACUAUUGCUCUAGUAAUGAAGUACAUCAGAUCUUCAAAUAAUCGUUUCCCUAAUGCAGGUGAGAAAUACAGAAAGCUUUCAACCCUCGAAUCAUCGAGUAUAUCUGUCUAUCCUGUAGCUGAUCUAAUGAGAGCACGUGCUGAAUUUAUUCACCAAUGGAAUGUAUCGAUGUCCAACCAUUCUGUAGCCAAGUCAAUCAAAAGUGAUCACUACAAAUAUCCACCAAAUAUAACUAUGAGAAAUUAUCUAGAAUAUCCAUUUCAUGAUAAUGCACCGGAAGUAUUUCCGUUUCUUCGGACUACAAAAAACAUAAACACAACCCAAGUGGUGAAGUCUAAAGUUGUAGAACAGUCACUUAAACGUCAGAAAGUUGAAAUUCAAGUUGAUAAUAUAUCUGAUAAAGACUUUAGGCGUGUUUGUAUGCUGCUCACUGAUAAGGCUUGUUUAUUUGAAGAUUCUGUACAAUUAGCUAACCAAUAUCAGUGCAUAUCAGCAUGCUAUUUUAUUUGUGAUUAUUGUGAUUACAUUGGUAAAACAGAGAAUGAUGCCCAGAUACAUUUGCAACAAACAAAUCAUUUGACAUGCAGUAAAUAUUCACCUUGCUAUUAUACAAAUGAUUGCAAUGACAUGUCAAGUGAGCUGCAAAAGCCACGUGUUAUCUCUAAUAAUUCAGACAGAAUCUAUGGUUGGCAUGUUGGUGAUACAGUAGUGUGCUGUCCUACUUGUAAUUUACCAUUCUUGGAUAAGAUUAUGUGUGCAUAUCACCACUGCUUACAACAUACUGAAAACCAAUCUCUCUUUACUUACGGGAAGGUGUUGAUUGUAAGAGUUUUAAAAAUUCAAGAACCACUGGUAUGUCCUAGUUGCCAACAAUAUUUUCAUACAUUAGAUAAAAUUAUGAAUCAUUGGAUUACUUCAUCUCAUUGUAAUUCACCAUUUAUGCCAAUUUCAAACAAUAAGGAAUGUAUAGAUGCUCUUUGUGUUCUCUCUGUAUCAUGUAGCAUCUGUCAACGUAGUUUUACAGCAGUUCCAUCGUUGGAAAUAGAAGCUGAUCAUCCUGGUCAGAAGAGAAAACAUCCGUCAAACAGAGAAAAUACCUACAGGUCACCAGCUUCUUGGGCAAAAGAUUUUGGUCAUUUUUGUAUUCGUCAUGCCUUUGAACAUAUAAAUCAGGGUAAAUUUCCUUUGUGUAGCUUGAAAAUACGGAUUAUAAGUGUACCGAAAUCUGUUAACUGUCUUCCUCCCAUCACUAAUACAAAUCAUUCGAGCAGAUUGCAUUUUAACCUCAGCGAAUGUAAACGUCUUAUUUCAUAUCUUGAAAAUCAUGAAUGGAAUUCCUAUUUACUUAAACAGGCUCAGAAAAGCUUUAGAGAUUUAUUUUUCGACGCUGCUUCCUAUGUCUCAUAAAUAAGUUUUUUUCAUACCUCCUCCAAGUAACUUCUUUUUUCAAAAUGAGCAUUUAUAUUGUUCUUAUCCGUAUCUUGUGUAAUAAUAAUAAUCUGUAGUUAAUUUAAUUUUUCCUCUUUAAGUUUGUCUUUAUGGAUAGAAACUGUACUGGAUACGAGCAGAUUUAUGUACCAAUAUAUGUUGUGUUUAUGUACUUUGAAGGAAACGUUUAUUGUGGUCGUUUGUUUCUGAUGACUCUAUCACUAAUCUUCGUAUUAUCUUGUAACCUCCAACCCUGUUUAACGCAUUCCAUGACUAUUUUCUAAGAG